AUGGCGGGCGGCGGCGGCGGGGGCACGGCCCUGCCGGCCGUGGCCCUGGCCCUGGCCGUGGCCGUGGCCGUGGCCGUGGCCGUGGCCGUGGCGGCCGUGGGGCCCAGCGGGCCCGCGCGCCCAGCGGCCGCCGCCGCCGCCCCCGGGGAGCGCGAGCGCGAGCGCGGCCCGGUCCGGCCCGUGACCGCCUCCAACUGGACCCUGCUGCUCCGCGGACAGUGGAUGCUCAAAUUCUAUGCCCCUUGGUGUCCAACUUGCCAGCAGACGGAAUUGGAGUGGGAAACCUUCGCAAGGAAUGGUGACAUUCUUGAUAUCAGUGUGGGGAAAGUGGAUGUCACUCAAGAGCCAGGUUUAAGUGGCCGUUUCUUUGUCACCACUCUUCCAACCAUUUUCCAUGCAAAGGAUGGAAUAUUUCGCCGAUAUCGUGGGCCAGCAAUCUCUAAAGAUCUUCAGAAUUACAUCUUGGAAAAAAAAUGGGAAGCUGUUGAGCCCGUGGCAGGAUGGAAAUCUCCUUCUUCUAUAGCGAUGUCUGGAAUGGCUGGCCUUUUUAGCCUGUCUGGCUGGAUAAGGCAACUUCAUAGCUAUUUCACGGGUCCUCUUGGUAUUCCUGUUUGGGGUUCUUAUGUCAUCUUCAUUGUAGCUACUUUGGUGAUUGGGCUUCUCCUGGGUUUGAUUCUGGUUUUGCUCUCAGACUGCUUUUGUCCACCUAAGCCAAGAGCAGAAAGAUCUGAGGUGAAUGAAAAGGAAAAUGAGGCUCUUAUAGUGGAAGAUCUGGGAGAGAUUUCAGAGGAAAAGAAAAAUGCAUUGGAAGAAGAGGAGAAGGAGGAGGACCAAUUGGGUGGAGAAGAGGAGAAGGAAGAUCUUUCAGACCGAGAAGAGGAGAGGAGCCAUUCUAACGAAGAGUCUUCUGAGGAGGACUCUGUAGUUGAUGAGGAAUCUGAGACAGAAGAGGCUGGAGGAAACAGCCACAAGCACCACCCCGCCGAGCCUGAGGUUGAAGGUGUGCGACAGCGACAGCGAAAGAGUCGGGGAGCAGAAGUGGACUCUAGCUCGUAAAACCUAUCUCCCAUCAGCCCGGACCAAAGAAAUGCGUUAGCUGCCUACUUGCCUGCAGUAGAAACAAAGCCCUUACUAUGCCCUGCAUGAGCCAGCUUUCCUUUAAAAAGUUGCUAUUUGAUCAAAAACUUCUCUAGUCUUAUAGGCACUGAGAGUGGGAAUCUCUUUGACAUGACAGUCAGAAUUCGAAAUAUAAUAUUCUGCUCUGAGAUUUGGAGUGGAGAAAGCGGUCAUCUCUCUGAGUCUUUGAAAAACUGCUCUAAGCCACAGGUGUAACAGGCUGGGUACUAGAGAACUGUAUCAGAAAUCUUGCUUCAUCUUGUUUUUGAUUCUUUGACUCUUCUAAGAAACGUCAGAGAAAUUCGAAAGACUUAAUGGCCCCUCAGUAUUUUAGUUGUAAAGGAACUUAGGGAUUGGUGUUUUCAUUUUUGUCACUCUACACUAAUGCACCUUUUUUAUUCCAUUUUGUACCUUUGAUCCUUUUCCUUCUCUUGAAUGUUUCUUCAGAAAAUAUUCUAUACUGUUACAACAGAGAGUGCUUUUGUACUGUACCAGCAAUGACAACAACACUUUUCAGUUCCUGAUUGUUCAAAGGAGUAGGACCCAAGUCAGGCUUACGUCAGCCGGGGUUUUUUUAUGACUUAAAGGGUUUAGAUCAUCGGAACCGCAAGCAAUGAAAUGACAAGUAAAUGUUUAAAAUGACAUGUUGUAACCUUCAGAGAUUCGAAAGGAAAUGGUAAUUUAGUGAGAGGACAGAUAUUUUGCCAAAAUGUAAUCUUUUUUCCCCUGCAAAUAUUUCAUUGCAAACUAUUUUUUUUCUAAGCCAGUAAAUCCUACAAGCCUUGCCAGUCCAAGCUAGCCACGCACAGAGAACUGCAGUGCUAUUUUGUGCUGUUUCCAUCUGGGUAGUUAAAUCAGCCCAAUUUAACAACAACAAUAAUAACUAAAAAGACCACUUAUGGUGUUUCUUCUACUGCACGGGCACUAGAGAGUUAGUGAAAAUCUACACCAGGAAAUGAAAGAAAUGUUUUUUGGGUUUUUUCCCCCUUUACUUUUCCAUAAGAGUGCGUCUUUGGAGAUAUUUCAGUGCUUAAACUACAGACAGUAUCCAGUGGCUCAGUUUCUUCAAGAAAUAAACUAUCUCCCCUCCCUU
Molecule: messenger RNA, 2209 nt
Organism: Tachyglossus aculeatus (Australian echidna)
Lineage: Eukaryota; Metazoa; Chordata; Mammalia; Monotremata; Tachyglossidae
Gene: TMX4
Product: thioredoxin related transmembrane protein 4
Exons: 8
Coding region: 1-1056 (351 amino acids)
Source: RefSeq, a predicted model, not a curated record